GCCAUUGGUACAAUGGUGAAGUUCACUGCGCUGUUAGAGAAAGUCAACAAUCUACAAGUCGACGAUCCUAUAAGCUCGAUUAACAGGAUCGACGAGUGUUUUCUCAAGCUAGAGAAACACGGGUUCAAUGUUACAACGCAUCGGUCUCGGAUCUCCAAGCUUUUGUUCAUUAAAGAAAGCCAGACAUCGGCGUUGGAAGAGUUA
This is a messenger RNA of Camelina sativa (false flax), 204 nucleotides long. NCBI's taxonomy places the organism in Eukaryota, Viridiplantae, Streptophyta, Magnoliopsida, Brassicales, Brassicaceae. The record is from RefSeq and is a predicted model, not a curated record.